This is a messenger RNA of Selaginella moellendorffii, 953 nucleotides long. RefSeq lists its product as uncharacterized. Lineage: Eukaryota; Viridiplantae; Streptophyta; Lycopodiopsida; Selaginellales; Selaginellaceae. Gene Ontology annotation, cellular component: mitochondrial small ribosomal subunit. The coding region runs from base 69 to 773 and encodes 234 amino acids. The record is from RefSeq and is a predicted model, not a curated record. The transcript has 5 exons. Gene Ontology annotation, biological process: mitochondrial translation. Gene Ontology annotation, molecular function: structural constituent of ribosome.
UUUCUUAGCAACCACCCAAUAUAGAAACUAGUUUAGGGCUUCGCUAGGGUUUAGGGCUUGAUGAGAAAAUGCGAGGACUAGCGCUGUGGAAGCGAUUGCAGGGGGCGCGGGCGAUUUCCACGCGAUCGAUCCUGCUCGAUGAGGCGCCGGGGGCGAGCGAUCUAGCUGCGGUCGAGAAAGCGUCUGCCAAGCUCAAACGGAAGAAGCCAAAGAAGCUGCUGAAGUUUGGCCUGGAUGAAUCCAACGCGGGAGAAUUGCAACGCGUUCAUAGUGCACGCAGAGAGAUUGAUAAGUGGCUCGAGCAUCCAACGUUCUUCAAUAUGAUAGCAAAGGAUGAUGUUUCACUGAGGCCGGACGAAAAGAAGGAAAAACCACGAUCGACUCCAAUAGGCAAAGGCCCUGUUCUAACGUGGGAGACUUGCAUAGUUUUUCCAUACGAUGGCACUUCAUGGCAUCCUCUCAAUCGCAAGGUGAAGUUAAAAGUCCGUGUCAGCGACUUUCGUCUCAAGCCAAUGCAACGGAGGCGCCUACUUGACUUGGUCGAUCGCCGAUACGAGCCAGCAUUUGACGAGCUCACCAUCACUUGUGACAGGUUUGAGAAACGCGAAGACAAUCGCAAAGAGGCUCUGAGGCUUUUGUAUGCUCUUUUGGAAGAAGCUACAAAUCCAAUCGCGGCAGUUUUAGCGAAUAGCGGGGGACCUGGAGAAACGGAAGGGGAAGAUGCCUCAUCGGAUCAAUCAAAAGAAGAGACCAGCCCGAAUGAUCCUGCCUAGAUACUCGACAAAUGCUCCGGACACCAUCAAUAUCACGGUCGCAGUUUUGUGGACGUGGCCUGAGACUUCGAUUUGCGUGUCAAAAAGAGUGGUAUGUAUAUUGCAAGUUGUCUCCAGGGAGGAUACUCGAAAUGUAUUUUUUUGGAAACUGACUCGGUCAAGCAUUUCUGCGUUGCAUGA